Molecule: messenger RNA, 387 nt
Organism: Pneumocystis murina B123
Lineage: Eukaryota; Fungi; Ascomycota; Pneumocystomycetes; Pneumocystales; Pneumocystaceae
Exons: 3
Coding region: 1-387 (128 amino acids)
Biological process (GO): maturation of SSU-rRNA from tricistronic rRNA transcript (SSU-rRNA, 5.8S rRNA, LSU-rRNA)
Cellular component (GO): t-UTP complex; 90S preribosome; small-subunit processome
Molecular function (GO): RNA binding; protein binding
Source: RefSeq, a predicted model, not a curated record
AUGAGUGUUGGUAAAGUAGGAAAUGAAGAUACCUUACUAUGGGCAAUAAAAAAUUUGGAAAACGAGGUUAUUGUUACUGGCUAUUCUAUGGAGUCUGUUAAAUUUUGGGAUCAAAAGUAUUAUUUAUUACUUUGGUCAUUUAAAAGUCAUACUGCGGGUGUUUUGUGUUUGUCUUCUAAUAAAGAAUAUUUUAUUUUCUCUGGAGUAGAUUGUAAAACAAUUAUGUAUCGUAUUAUAAACAAGGAAAAUCAACAAUGGGCAGAUGUUGGUAGAAGGUUCCAUAUACACGAUGUUCGUGUUAUGGCUUUCUAUGAAUCUAAGGAUAUCGAUAUUCUUCUAACAAGAACUGUUUCUCAAAGACCAGUCAUGAGUUUUUCUGAUUCUUGA